AUGACCGCCACCACUCCCCUCCCAAAGCCACUCUUACCCCUUCUCCUCCUCCUCCUCCUCACCACAACUGCCAACGCCCAAGUAAUGUACCUCGGCUGCGGCACCUUCACAAACUUCAACGACUUCCUCGAGCCCCGCGCCAUCUUCCGCGGCGCCUCCGGCCCCCAGGCCUGCGCGAACGCGUGCACCUCGCACGUCGUCGCCGAGUCGCGCUUCUACAUCAUCGGCGACGGCGCCUGCUACUGCACGGGCUACCUCGUGACGCCCGUCUUCUCGACGAACCCGUACCCGAGCAACGCGCUCUGCACCGUCCGGUGCGCCGACGGGUCCGGGUCGACGUGCGGCGGCACGUUCGACGGGAGCCCGGUCUACUCGCUCUACGGGCUGGAUCGCGUGAACGUGCCGACGCGCGCGGGGUUCGUCGACGUUGGGGUCGUCCUCGGUGUCGUCCUCCGCAGUCUCCUCGGCGACUUCUCCGAUCUCAAGUUUCUCGGCAUCAGGUUCUUCGACGUCCCAGCCAAGCAGCGCCUCCGGUUCCAGCAGCAAUAG
Molecule: messenger RNA, 549 nt
Organism: Colletotrichum karsti
Lineage: Eukaryota; Fungi; Ascomycota; Sordariomycetes; Glomerellales; Glomerellaceae
Exons: 2
Coding region: 1-549 (182 amino acids)
Source: RefSeq, a predicted model, not a curated record